UUCAAAAAUCGGUGAAGGAAAACCUGAAAACCAAAAUCAUGCGAUUAUUUUUACUCGUGGAGAAGCGUUGCAAACAAUCGACAUGAAUCAGGACAAUUACUUUGAGGAAGCAUUCAAAAUGAGAAAUGUAUUGGAGGAAUUUCAUAAGGAUCAUCAUGGCCAACGUAGACCAACAAUAUUGGGGUUGAGAGAACAUAUCUUCACAGGAAGUGUAUCAUCACUAGCUUGGUUCACGUCCAACCAGGAGACAAGUUUUGUGACAAUUGGCCAAAGGGUUUUAGCUGACCCUCUGAGGGUGCGAUUCCAUUACGGUCACCCAGAUAUAUUUGACAGGCUCUUUCACAUCACAAGGGGUGGCAUAAGUAAAGCUUCAAGAACCAUCAACUUGAGCGGCGAUAUAUUUGCAGGUUAUAGUUCCACUCUGCGUGGAGGUUAUGUCACACAUUAUGAAUAUAUCCAAGUAGGCAAGGGUCGUGAUGUUGGUAUGAAUCAGAUAUCCCUUUUUGAAUGCAAAGUUGCAAAUGGAAAUGGUGAACAAACGCUUAGCCGUGAUGUUUACCGACUUGGUCGCCGCUUUGAUUUUUACCGAAUGUUAUCAUUCUACUACACCACAGUUGGUUUCUACUUUAGCAGCAUGGUUACUGUGUUCAUUGUUUAUGCAUUUUUAUAUGGACGUAUAUAUAUGGUUAUGAGUGGGUUGGAAGGGAGAAUAGUAGAAGAUGAAAGUCUUAAUAGCAACAAAGGCCUAGAAGAAGCUUUAGUCAUCCAAACUGUCUUUCAACUCGGUUUACUUCUCAUGCUUCCUAUGGUUAUGGAAAUAAGUAUAGAAAGAGGAUUUCGCACCGCAUUACGUGACUUUAUCGUAAUGCAACUCCAACUAGCCUCUGUGUUUUUCACUUUCCAGCUUGGAACGAAAGCACAUUACUUUGGAAGAACAAUUCUACAUGGAGGUUCAAAAUAUCGUGCCACGGGUCGUGGUUUUAUUGUCUUCCAUGCAAAAUUUGCAGAUAAUUACAGGCUAUAUUCGCGUAGUCACUUUGUGAAAGGGCUAGAAUUGGCUAUUCUGCUUAUUAUCUAUCAGGCGUAUGGGAACUCAUACCGAAGUUCAAAUCUAUACUUAUUCAUUACGUUCUCGAUAUGGUUCCUGGUUGUUUCAUGGUUGUUCGCUCCUUUUGUGUUCAAUCCUUUGGGAAUUGACUGGCAGAAAACAGUGGAGGAUUGGACGGAUUGGAAAAGGUGGGUAGGAAAUCGUGGUGGGAUUGGAAUUGCACAAGAUAAAAGUUGGGAAUCAUGGUGGGAUGCAGAACAGCAACAUCUUAGGUACACAAACAAAAGGGGCAGAAUUCUUGAAAUUAUACUUGCGUGUCGGUUCUUCAUUUAUCAGUAUGGACUUGUGUAUCGUCUUAAUAUUGCAGGUGGCAGCAAAAGUAUACUGGUUUAUGCGCUUUCAUGGUUGGUCUUGAUAUCUGCUCUUCUAGAAUUUAAGUUGGUCUCAAUGGCCAAACAGUUUGGCACAUAUUUACAGCUCAUGUUCAGGAUCUUAAAGGCAUUUCUCUUCGUUGUCUUCCUUUCGAUCAUGACGGUCUUAUUUGUUGUAUGUGGCCUGACCAUCAGUGACAUAUUUGUUGCCUUCCUUGCCUUUGUGCCAACUGGUUGGGCAUUCAUCUUGAUUGCUCAAGCGUGCAAGCCUUAUGUAAAAGUCAUAGGAUUUUGGGACUCGGUAAUGGAGUUAGGACGUGCAUAUGAGUGCUUGAUGGGAUUAGUAAUAUUUAUGCCAAUUGUCGUACUAUCAUGGUUCCCUUUUGUAUCAGAGUUCCAAACAAAAUUGCUUUUCAGUCAAGCAUUGAGAAGAGGUCUUCAGAUUUCAAUGAUUCUUGCUGGGAAGAAGGACAAGGAAAAGACUCAGCCAACUUGAUAGGUAAAAUCAAUC
Molecule: messenger RNA, 1930 nt
Organism: Lactuca saligna
Lineage: Eukaryota; Viridiplantae; Streptophyta; Magnoliopsida; Asterales; Asteraceae
Source: the annotation of a GenBank genome assembly